AUGGCCCAGGGUGCCUUCGAGCCAGACGACCCUCACUGGGGCUGGGACAUGGAUGGGGACGAGGACUGGGACAAUGCCGUGCUGACCCUGCUGGCACUGGCUGUAGUGGCCGCCACAGCGCUGGCCUUACACUGGUUCAACUCCGAGCAGGACCAGGAGGCGAAAGAACCAGGGUCCGCAGCCCCCAACGCCCAGCUGCCUCAGGCAGGAGAAUCCAGGUCAGCCCCACACCCAAAGAUCAAGGUCAGUGGUGGUGCUGAGGGACCAGGGCAGGGGAAAUCAGAUCCUCCAGGAUGCAACCAGGGGGGUCCUGUUGCCACAGGGGCCCAGGGCCGGGAGUCCCCUGGCAAGGAAGGCCUGGCCACUACAGCGGGGCCUGCAUCCCAGAAGCCUGGAGAGGCGGUCAGCAGUGCAGCUCGCGGACAGCAGCGUGGCAAAGGCGCCUCAGAAGCCCCUCGAGGCACAGAAAGGCAGCCUCCCGGGCUAGGCACUGCCCCCCUGGGAAGGAGCAAAGCAGGGGGGACGUCCAGCCCCAUCCUGAUCCACUUCACACCUCGGGAUCCUGGUGGAGAAACAAAAAGGAGGGCAGGGGCAGUCUGCCCCAAGGAGCCAGCACACCAGGCCCCUGGCCAUUCAGCUGAACAGGACACCAGCCCCUGGCAGCCAGGGAUGUGGCAGCCUCUUCCACAGGGCAGAAGCUUGGACAGCCGGCGGCAUCAGGUGGACAGCUGCUCAGGAGACAGACCUUGCCACCGGCCCAAGCUGGACCCGCUGCGGCUGGGUGCUGUGGUGAGUGUGUGGGAUGCUGUGGACACCACCGCCUGCAGGCUCCUGGCAGGCUCCCACCCACCCCUUCCCCCUCAGGGAUCUGCCCCCUGGGAGCAGCCCGAGUCACAUGUCAUGCAGGCUGGGCCCCUGGCCAAUGUCUCAGAGAAGCAUCAUGGGAAGAGCAGCCUUCGACCAGUCCCAGUCCUGGCUCUGGGCUCAGGGGCCAUGACAGGUGGGAGUGGGGAUACUCCAGGGGGCCCAGGCAGUGCCCCUGAGGAAGGCUGGCCUUGGGCAAGGAGGGAGGUCCUGAUCACCAGAAGCUUCAGCCGGGGUCCAGGCUCCAUGGACCCAUCAUUGCCAGAUGGGCCACGUGAGGGAUGCCCACACUCAUCCCAGGGGCAGGAGACCCCAGGGGCCUGCCACAUGGCCAAGGCUGAGGCGGGUGGUUCCAGAGAUGCCCACUGCUUCCUGAGCCCAGGGCUGGACAAGACAGAAAAGCAAGGGGGCCACAGCCUUGGAGAAGAGAGAAGGUCCCAGCAGGUCCAGAGGGAGCAGAGCUGUGAGCAGUCGGCUGGCGGCCAGGCUGCUGAUCUGGAGCCUGGGCAGCACCUGAACAGAGAGAAGCCAACCCCAGACCUCUCAAGAGAUGGACUGAGCUGUACCCCCUCCCCAAGUCGCUUGGCCACCCCACCCACAGGCAUGGCUCCCGGGGAAGUUACUCAGGGUCCUUUUGAGGAUGAACGUUUCAGAGCAGCCCCAGCCCCAACUCCAGCCCCAGCCCUAACUCCAGCCCCAGCCCCAGCUUCAAACCCACCUCCAACCUCAGCCCCAACCAUACCCCUAGCCCCAGCCCCAGCCCCAACUCCAGCCUCAACUCCAGUCCCAGAGGAGCAAGUCUCAGGCAGCUGGGGAAACCUCAUUGCCAUGGUUCUCAAAAGUCACCCCUUCCCCGGGAUAGAGAGGCCCCAAGGGAGAGACCCAAGGAUAGCUCCCAAGGACCUUGCAAAGAACAGCCUAUCAGGUCCUCCUUCUGAAGGGGUGGUCCCCAGCCUCAAGGAAAGGCGCGCUCCUCCAGUGGGGCAGGCUGCAGGGGCAGGUACUAGGGGUCUGGCUGAAGUGCCACGCCAGCUGCAGCUGGGAGGCUCCCAGACCGACAGGGCUCCCACCCCAGGCCGAGCGCUGAGCCCAGGUAGAACCGGAAUUGAGGAGAAAAGCCGGGGCUCACCUCUGCCCAGCGCCACAGAGCCCCGGCCAACACCCCGGCCCAGGAAGCGCAGCCUUUGUGAGGUGGUGGAGAGCUCGGGGCAGGGGAUCCUCCCGGCCGCCCCCGGGCAGCGCCAGGAGGGGGCGCAGGGGUGGGAGGCCAGGCCCGCAGGCCGCGGGGGAGCCCUCACGGAGAAGCAGAAGGAGGCCCGCAAACUCAUGGUCUUUCUGCAAAAGCCCGGGGCCUGGGGCGUGGCCGAGGUACCGCGGAAGACCAGCACUCAGCCCCCGGAGCUGCCGGCCACGGUGGCAGCGCUGCGGCGGCGGCUGGACCUGGGCAGCUGCCUUGAGGUGCUGGCCUUCGCCCAGCAGCACGGCGCGCGCGGCCUGGCCCGGGACACCUACGCCGUGAUGAGCGACAACCUGCUGCAUGUGCUUGGGGACCCGCACCUGUACCGGCAGCUGAGCUGCGCAGACCGCGAGCGCAUUCUGCGCCUUCGGACCUGCCGCGGCCAGGCCGCGCUCGGGGUCGUCGUGCUGCCCAGCCUCUACCAGGUGAGCAGCCUGGGGCUCCCCGGCGCCCAGAGAGGCAAGGAGGCUCCUACGGCCGGGUCGGCGCCCCUGCCUCCCACGCACCUGCACGUGUUCAACCUUCGCGAGAACACGUGGCGGCCCCUGACGCAGGUUCCCGCGGAGGUCCCUCUCCGGGGCUGCGGCCUCUGUGCUAUGCACAAUUACCUGUUCCUGGCGGGAGGUAUCCGCGGCUCUGGGGCCAAGGCCGUCUGCUCCAACGAGGUCUUCUGCUACAACCCUCUGACCGACAUCUGGAGCCAGGUGCGGCCCAUGCAGCAGGCCCGAGCCCAGCUCAAGCUGGUGGCCCUGGACGGGCUGCUCUACGCCAUCGGGGGUGAAUGCCUCUACAGCAUGGAGCGCUACGACCCCCGCACAGACUCCUGGGCCUCUCUCGCGCCCCUCCCUGCGGGCACCUUCCCUGUGGCACACGAGGCUGUGGCCUGCCGUGGGGACAUCUACGUCACAGGGGGCCACCUCUUCUACCGCUUGCUCAGGUACAGCCCUGCCCAGGACGCAUGGGACGAGUGUCCCUACAGUGCCAGCCACCGGCGCUGCAGCGACAUUGUGGCGCUGGGCGGCUUCCUCUACCGCUUUGACCUCUUGCGAGGCGUGGGUGCCGCAGUGAUGCGCUACAACACGGUGACAGGCUCCUGGAGCCGUGCCGCCUCCCUGCCCCUGCCGGACCCCGUGCCCCUGCGCUGCACCGUGCUGGGCGACACCAUCUAUUGCCUCAACCACCAGGUCACCGCCACCUUCACUGUCUCCGAUGCCACGGCUCAGUUCGAGGCCAAGGAGCUGCAGCCCUGUCCGGUGGGGAGGAAGGGCGUCCUCUGCCCGUUCGUCUUGACCCUGCCCCCCGCGGACCGGCUGCAGACGGCGCUCUGA
Trichechus manatus latirostris (Florida manatee) is the source of this 3429-nucleotide messenger RNA. RefSeq names its product kelch domain containing 7B (gene KLHDC7B). The record is from RefSeq and is a predicted model, not a curated record. Gene Ontology annotation, molecular function: protein binding. NCBI's taxonomy places the organism in Eukaryota, Metazoa, Chordata, Mammalia, Sirenia, Trichechidae. The transcript has 3 exons. The coding region runs from base 1 to 3429 and encodes 1142 amino acids.